Molecule: messenger RNA, 2796 nt
Organism: Parnassius mnemosyne (clouded apollo)
Lineage: Eukaryota; Metazoa; Arthropoda; Insecta; Lepidoptera; Papilionidae
Source: the annotation of a GenBank genome assembly
AUGAAUAGUACGAGUUGUGGGACAUAUGACAGGGCUAGGGCGUACCCCACAGGCGACGCGCAGGGGCAGCACCCGGCUCCUGUGGGAAGUGGGCAAGGGUUGUCGCACCUUACGGAGCGGGUGCGACGUAAGAGGCGAGCCCGGAGAGAGAAGAAUGUCAGAGUGAGGUUUGCAAGCUGGAAUAUAGGUACGAUGACUGGAAGAGGAAGAGAGUUAGCAGAUGUUUUGAAACGACGAAGAGUGAAUGUUGCCUGUUUGCAGGAAACAAAAUGGAAGGGCAAUAAAGCAAGAGAGAUUGGGGAGGGAUACAAGUUUUAUUAUUGUGGAAGUGAUGGGAAGCGAAAUGGAGUAGGAGUUGUGUUAGAUAGUGGAAUGAAAGAACGAGUGACAGAUGUGAAAAGAGUAAAUGACAGAAUGAUAGUUGUUAAAUUAAUGAUUGAAAACAAAGUAGUGAAUGUUGUAAGUGUGUAUGCUCCGCAAACAGGCUGUGAAGAGAGUGUGAAAGAGAAGUUUUGGGAGGAAUUUGAUAGUAUGAUGAUGGGAAUACCUGAGCGUGAGGAUGUUUAUAUGGGAGGAGAUUUUAAUGGACAUGUAGGGAGAGUGAAUGACGGGUAUGAAAGAGUACACGGUGGAUGGGGGUACGGAGUGCGGAACCGUGAGGGGGAAGUUCUUCUGCAAGCAGCAUGUGCUUUCGACCUGGCUGUAGUAAACACGUGGUUCCAAAAACGAGAUCAGCAUCUUGUUACUUAUAAAAGUGGCCACCACGCGACACAGAUCGACUAUCUUCUGAUAAGACGGAACCAAAUCAAGAGUGUAAAAAACUGCAAAGUGCUUCCAGGUGAAGACUUAGUAUCCCAGCACCGAAUUCUGCUGGCUGACAUCUGCUUAACUGUUCGCCUCAACAAACAUAAGGAUCGUCCCCCACCCAAAAUAAAGUGGCAUUUGCUGCAUAAGGAGGGGUAUGCAAGUGAAUUUAGAGAGCUAGUUGUAAACAAGAUGAUAGAGAUGGGUGAUAUGGAAGGAAUGAGUGUGAAUGAGUGCUGGAAGGAAAUGGCUGAUUGUAUCAGAAGUGUGGCAAGGAAGGUGUUAGGAGAAACAAAAGGGAAGCGUAUGAUAGAUAAGGAUGGGUGGUGGUGGAGUGAAAGUAUUAGAGAAGUUUUGAGAGAAAAGAAAAAUGCCUUUAAAGAAUGGCAGAGCGUAGAAGACCAGAAUGAAUCCAUAAAAGAAAGUAAGAGAGGGGCGUAUAAAGAAUGUAAGAAGAGAGCGAAGAAGGAAGUUGCUAUUUGUAGGGCAGAGGCGCACGAUAAAUUAUAUCGGUCCCUUGAAAGCCCCGAAGGUCAAAAACGACUUUUUCAAAUUGCAAGAGCGAGAGAAAGGAAUGGAAGAGAUGUUUCACAUGUAAAAUGUAUAAAAGAUGAUUCUGGAAGGAUUUUGACUGACGAUGAAAGUAUAAAGAAGCGAUGGAAGGAGUAUUUUGAGAAAUUGAUGAAUGAGGAGAAUGAAUGGAAUGGUAUGCUUGAAAACCCACCAGUGAAUAUGGGCUUAGUGAGAGAAAUUAGUGUGGAAGAAGUAAAAAUGGCUGUUAGGAAUAUGAAGAGUGGGAAGGCGGUCGGCCCAGAUGGAAUACCAGUAGAAGUGUGGAAGUUGCUGAGGGCGGAUGGAUGGAAGUGGUUGAGUUUAUUUUUCGGUAAAUUGUUGCAGGAAGAACAAAUACCUGAGGAAUGGUGCAGUAGUAUACUGGUUCCCAUUUUUAAAAACAAAGGAGACGUUCAAAACUGCAGCAGUUACCGGGGAAUAAAGCUCAUGUCACAUACGAUGAAAGUCUGGGAAAGAGUAAUAGAGAGAAGAAUGAGAGAAGAGUGUGAGAUAACACAAAACCAGUUCGGAUUCAUGCCCGGUCGAGGUACGACAGAUGCCAUUUUCGCAUUACGCCAAUUGUGCGAAAAGUACAAGCGCGUGCAUAAAGAUCUGCACAUGGUUUUUGUCGACCUUGAAAAGGCGUACGAUCGGGUUCCCCGUGAGGUCGUGUGGUGGGCGUUAAAGAUGAAAGGUAUGCCUGGGAAGUAUGUGAGGUUGGUCCGUGCUAUGUACAGAGCAUCCCGUACAUGUGUACGAUCUGCCGCGGGAACUACGGGCGGUAUCGAUGUGGCGGUAGGGCAGCACCAAGGGUCGGCACUGAGCCCUUACCUCUUCCUACUGAUUAUGGACGCUUUGACGUCGGACCUGCAGGAUGAGGCACCCUGGUGCAUGCUCUUUGCCGAUGACAUCGUGCUUGUCGGGGAAGAAGGCAUCGAGGUACAGAGCAGACUGACGGGGUGGCAACGGAGGCUGGAAAGUGUUGGCCUGAAGAUCAGCAGAUCCAAAACCGAAUAUCUGUGCUGUGAUUUCGGCGGUCUUUCCAGUCCUGUACCCAUGUCGUUGGAUGGCGCUAUACUGCCUAUCUGCUCAGAUGUCAAGUACCUCGGUUCCCUCAUUCAAGGCGACGGCGGAAUAGAUAGAGCUGUGCAGCAUAGGAUUAACGCAGGGUGGAUGAAAUGGCGACAGGUCACAGCCACAACGUGCGAUCCCCGAAUGCCAAUAAGGCUGAAGGGGAAAAUUUACAAAUCGAUCAUCCGACCUGUCGUCAUGUAUGGAAGUGAAUGCUGGGCCGUCAAGAAGAAGGAUGAAAAUAGACUGCAUGCGAAUGAAAUGAGAAUGUUACGAUGGAUGUGUGGUGUGACAAGGAUGGAUAAGAUAAGGAAUGAGUAUAUAAGAGGAAGCCUGAAAGUAGCGCCAGUGGUAGAAAAGGUGAGAUGA